GCUGGACAAACUCCACGAGAUCUGCCCGUUGGCGCCGCUUCCCAAGUCGCCUGGCGCUGCCGUCAAAACAACUCUCUCGCAUGUGGCAAGCGAACCGAGCGAAGUUGUCAUCCGCACGCGUCUGGGAGAGCAUUCGGCUGCGUCUGCGCAAAGACAACGCAGCCGUGCUCUCAAGUGCAGAACUCGAUGCGAUCCUUGCCGAGAUUAUGACGCUGUCAAUGCCACCAGUGCGGAUGCGCACGGAUGAGGUCGGGGCAAUGCUGAUGGCGCUUGCCGAAGCGCUACCACCCAGAUCGGAGCUACUUGUGUCUGAAUUCACGUCUGUCGUGCGGCACUGCUGCAAGGACAAGUUGACAUUGACAUCAGACCAACUUCAAGUGCUCAUCCCGUUCUUCCUUGCAGCGCUAUCCCAUUGCCCAUCAUGGUAUGCCGAGCAAAUCUUGACGACACUGUCGAUCAUCCUCGCAGACAACGCCGCGUCUGCCGCCCCUCUCCAUGACACCAUCUAUGCGGCGGCCACCCCGCACUUGGACCCUUCCAGCGCCGACGUUGGCGCACGAUAUGCCGCAACCACGUGCAUGGCUCACCUCGUCGCUGUGACUGAAGCUCCGCCGCCAUACUUUGCGUCACUAUGGAAGCACACCAUGGACAACUUUCAGCAGCAAACACGACAGCUCCACAGCGACGCGCCUCGCGUGGUGUGGACGACAAACCGCACGCAUUACAAGAGCUGCCUCGCCAGUUUACAGUGCCUGGUGCGGCUGGUGGAACUUGACACUAGCAGUUCAGGCACUCCAGCGCCGCCCGGUCGAGUCGUCGAGCCGCAUAUGCCUAAGGUCUUGGACAGUCUUCGGCUCCUCUUGGGCUGCGGGCUGACGCUCUCGGCCGCGGCGGUUGUCGGGCGCGUGCCGCUGUCGGAUUCGGACUCGGACUCCUCCAAGCACUCGCAAUCCCACCGUGGCAUUGGGCUGGCGGCGAAGUUGCGCCUCGAAGUGGUUCGGGCGUUCGAAGUCGUGCUGCAAAGUUUUCCCCACCUUAUCGCACCAACGCUGGCGCUGUACUUGCCAACAACCACGUCGCCAUGCUUGGUCUUGUACAACCACCAACCGUCGGUGCUGACCGUGGCUGUCGUUGACCCGUACGAUCAAGUGCGCCUCAAGGUGCUCCACUGGCUGGAACUGCUGCUCCCCGUCGUCAACGCCAAGGCCACGCUGUCCCAGAACUUUAAGAACGCGUCGUCGAUGGCCUUUACGACAACCGGCGGCGCCCUCGUACGCAUGAUUCAUCAAGUUCACCUCGUGGUCUUGCACACGCUGCAGUACGAACACGAAACAGCCGUGCUAGUGCAAGCGAUGAAGACGCUGACGACGCUCGUCUCGCUGUGCCCGUACCCAAACAUGCUCCAGGCGAGUUCGACGCCCGCCACGUUGUCGCUGGAUGCCAUCUUGCAAGCGCUCGCGCAUUAUUUGCACAACGCGUUGUUCGCGCCAGAUCACAUGGUGCGAGUGAGUGCGUUGGCUUGUCUCGCGGCCCUCCUUAGCACGCCCGAGCCCGUGUCAAGUGUGCUGACAUGGCUGUCGCAGCCCACCCCGCCGGUCGAGUCGCCGUUGUACCAUUUCAAUUCCACGCCGCUGCUGCGCGUGCGCUCCCGUCGGUUCAUUGAAGACAUGCUGAGCCCGGCAAAAAGCAGUUCGUCGACCCAUGCCGCGCACCACUCGUCGAGCGGCGGUCGAAUCGGCACCAGUCCUCGGGAACCUGCUUCCACGAGCAUGCUCCAUCGUCUCGACGCCAUGUCGCUGCUAUCUAAGACGGCCAAGAAUUACGCGACCGUGUUGAGUGCGCACUGGCCCCGUCUGUCUGCAUUUCUGCUGACUGCCUUUCGCGACAUGGACCAAAACGUGCGGCUGCAAGCAGUCAAAAUCUUGGAAAACUACGUCAAGGGCGGCAACCACACGUCCCAUCACCUCGCGUUUAUGGCGACGCAUGUGAUUCGGGCCUUUCAAGACCCGUCGCACCACGUACGCGCCAGCGUCUGCGCAUGCUUUACGCUGCUGCGACCAGAUGAAUGGACAGCAUUUGCCGACAAUCCAGCCUUCAUGGAAUACUUUUUGGCGACCCCGCGCGAUGCGUCGCCAGUGGUGCGCGCCGCGGGCUUUCGCUUGCUCGGGGCGAUGGCCCUCGUCCCUGUGUUCAAGACGAGGGACUUCAUCGGCGCCAUCGUGCGGAUGGGCAUGGAUGCCGCUACCGAUUCAACGCUGAAUGUCCGCGUACGCGUGGUGUGGGCCAUCGGAAAUGCGUGCACAACUCCCGGCCCCGACGUCCCCGAUUCUCCCGACAGCCCGUGGCUGCUGCGGCUGCUGCCCCCCGACAGCAUUGACCAAGUCCUGCGGUGCAUGCUACACUUGGUCGACGACAACGACAAGGUUGCGUCGAGUGUGGUCCGGACGCUGGGGCUGCUCACCCGUUGGAUCGUGUCGGCGCAGUACUUGGAAGCGUCGGACCACAGCACGCCUUUCACCGGCGACCUUGAGACCUUAGCAAACACGGCAUUGCUCACGGAUGCCAUGACGGUGCUCGCGAAGAAAGUCGUCGAUGGGGCUCCCAAGGUCCGAUGGAAUGCUUGUCAUGCGUUAGCCAAGGUGUUUCAUUGCCCUGUUCUGCCGCUGGCGUCGGCGCCGUGGACUCCCGCCGUAUUUAACGCCCUCACGGCAGCGAUUGCGCAACAAGACAACUUCAAAGUGCGCAUCAGUGCCGCCAUGGCCCUUCGCAUCUCGUGCGCGCGGGCGUCGUACGGGGUGUUUUUCCAUGGCAUUGUGCAGACAAUCUUGGAUGCGCUGGAUGCCGCCGUCGACUUGACCGACAUCAGCGAGUACAAGUACAAAGCGCAGCUCGAGCUCCAGCUUUCGUUUACGCUGGUCCAUUUGGUGGCGCUCGUGCAGUCGGAGGCCGACCAAGUCGCACUCGGGUCUAUGCUGUGCCGCAAGUACAAGGACUUCAUUUACGACUGGUUGUACCACCAGCAACACAAAAUGUAUGCGGCGAUCUUUGGGGAAGAAGCCGUGGAUUGUGCCGAGGACAACGUGGCCGAGGGCCAUGAGGUGAACCCAGUGUCGUGCGCCCAAGUCGUGGACGCCUGCGACGUCCUCCGACGAGUGAUCCAGCAGCACUGCCCGCACACGGCGUCCUGUUUGGCGCAGAUUGCCGAAGUCAAGCUCAUUUUUGAGAUGGAUAUGCUCGACGCGAUCGGGUUUGAGUUUUAAGCCAGGUGAGGGUCGACGCGCCCGAUCAUUCGUCGACACGUGUACUCGGUCGUGGCUGCCGCUCUUUUCCUCCCGUACAGCGCCGAAUACAGAGAUACACACCGUG
Molecule: messenger RNA, 3366 nt
Organism: Aphanomyces invadans
Lineage: Eukaryota; Oomycota; Saprolegniomycetes; Saprolegniales; Verrucalvaceae
Exons: 15
Coding region: 81-3260 (1059 amino acids)
Source: RefSeq, a predicted model, not a curated record